UCCAGGAUACUGUUAUACACUAUAAGGAUCACAAGUACUAUAUACUUCAUCUACAUUUAUACACUACAGCAAGACUUAAACCUAAAGCACUGAGAAGCAGCAAGUCAUGGGGCUGCAGCCAGGACAAGCCCUGAGGACUAUGAUCUGCAUGUAUUCGCCUGGAAGAUGAAGACAUGAUCCUAUACUGUAGAUCUGUGCAAAUCAGAAGGAAUAAAGAUGUCGGGUCAAGAUGUCCCUGGUCGGUUAUGCAGAGAGGCCUACGAAUAUCUUCUUCAAAAACAGAUCAGAGUGUCCACUGCCUUUUACAUGGCAGCUUUUAGCUGCAACGCCCCCAUUGCUCUACAAAGGGUACAGUCGCUGGACGAUGGACAGUACAAUGAAGUCAUUAACACUUUGCAGGAAUGGUGCCUGGUCGAAUGUGACAUUCCAAAAAUAAAAUGUGAUGGCAUGGCCAUUGUGUCCCUCAACCCAGGGAUCGCAGCUGUGUUCCUCUCAAUGCUCUGCCCAAAUAAUUGUGCUGCUUCCUUAUUUAAAAUGGGAACGUUCCUUAAAAGUGGACGAUAUGAGGAGGUUGUGGCCAGAUGCAACUCUUUGCUGAGUGCGUAUCCUCAAUUUUCACUAGAACUUUUGUUGACUCGAGGACUGGCAUGGAUACUGUCUCGCUCUCACUCAGCCAACGGGGUAGUCGAUUAUAUCCAAGUAUUCACGAAACAGAAGGAGGAAGCAAAGCAAUAUAUAUGUACAAAACAAAGAGAGUAUCUGCCUCAAGUCAUCAACGCCUUUCAUGACUAUGUUUCUUCUUACGAGAACAAUAACACACAAGGGAACAUGCAAGUCUUGCUUCAUGACUGCUACAGUUUUCUAGCAGCGCUAGUGCCCGAUGACCUCCAGAUAUGCAAAACACAGGCCGCUUACUUGUUUGAGGAAUGUAAGUUUGAAGAGUGCAUAGCUGUUUAUUCUCGGGCCAUUAAGGCUUUGUCUCUAGAAACCAAAAUCAAAGAAGAGAAGAUAUCUUGUCUCCUGGUGGACCGUGCUGCAGCCUACUACUCUUUAGGAUGCCGCACAAAAGAAAUGGUUCAGGACUUAGCUGAGGCCUUUACAGUCAGCCCCGGUCACGCCAGGAAGAGGUUUACGGAGAUCUUCUCUGCAGCAGACAUUGCUAGAGUAAUGGAGCGCUCCAAGUCUUGCAUAGAAAUGGAAUUCAGGGACUUUCGAGAAGUUGUGCGGGCUCGCCCUGAGCUCAGAUCUGAUACAGGUGCAGAGACUCUCUUUCCUAUCAUAAAGGCCCUGGAGUUUUUGAUUCAGUGUUCUGCUGAGAACAAUCGGGAGAUGAACGUCCGUCUGGCUGACUGCAAACUUCUUGCUGGAGAUUUUCGAGCCUGUCUAGACAUUUGCAACCAGCAAAUUAAUUCUGAUAAAAAGACCUAUCAAAACACGUUAUAUGUACUACGAGGCUUUUGCUACUUCCACAGGAAUGAACACCAAGAGGCGCUGAAGGACUUUCAGAAGAUUAUAGAAGAUGAGUCUCCGCACCCUUCCAGCUGCGUGAAAGCUCUCUGUGGGAGAGGACUAGUGCGCAUGAUAAGUGGAAGCUCAUAUCUAACUGCCCUAGACUAUGUCACAGCCUGUAAGCUAAAACUAGAUGAGACUUUCCUUACUAUUAAAUCUUAUGUGCCUUGGAACCAAAGAGGUCUUCUCUACAAAGUCUUACAGGAGGAAGGGGAAAAGAUGCUGCACAGAAAGUGCUCCGGUACAGAUGAAAAUGGGAUACUGAACAGAAGAAACAUGUCCGAGCAGGAUAGAGUCUCAUCUAAAGAAUGUGAUGUUUCAGGUGUGCACCAGCUGGGCAUCCUCCUCAUGAUGUUGGACACUACCGAUGACGUGUGCCGGAUCCUCUGCACAGACGCCCUCUACCAAAUGGAUCGCAUAGAAGAAGCUCGCAAGAUGCUGUCUCUAGCGCUCAACAGCAGUUCUCAAAGAUCCCCCGUGCUCGCCAGGCUUGCCUUGCUGCAGUUCAAAAAAGGAUUUAUUUACGAUGGAAACCAGCUCAUAAAAAAAGUAAUUCAGCUGGGUGACACCUCGUGCCUCCUACCCAUCAUGGAUAUAUUUAAGGAAGAUGACCGGAGAUUGAUGCAGAAUCACUGUCAUUCUAAGGCUCUGUCUAUUUUACAAAGCAAACAAGGGGACACGUAUCUGAAAGAAGCUGUCGCCUACUUAUCUUUUGCUAUUAUUGCCUCAGGGGGACACGCCAAGGACUCGCUGCUCACCAGAGCCAGAUGUUACGGGCAGCUGGGACAGAAGAAGACAGCAAUAUUUGAUUUCAAUAGCGUACUGAAGGAUGAACCCAGCAACGUGGAGGCGCUGUGCGGAAAAGGAUUCACACACAUGACUCUGAACCAGCAGAAGGAAGCGAUGUGUGACAUAAUGUUGGCAAUCAGAACAGACAGCAGCUACGCUGUGCAAGAGAUCCGCUCUUUGAAGCCAGAAGCUCAGUUACUGGUAACGAAUUGGCUGUAUGACUACUGCAGGACAUCGCUAACACAACUGCUCAGUGCCAAUAAGACCUUCCAGAGUGACCCCACAUUUAAGGAACUGGAGCUCUUUGCAGAAUGUCUGAUUGAAAUAGAUGACACACAAGCAAAGGUUCACAUAUUCUACACAGAUAUCCUUAUUGCAAAGGAGAAUUAUGAGGAGGCCUUCACCCACCUGAAACAGUCUUUCAACAACAGCGCUAUUAGAAGGAUUUCAGAAAGGUAUUUCAACAGAGAUGAUAGCAAUCAUAAAUUAAGAGGAAAGUCCAGUGUAAUCGGUAUCGUGGGCACCAAUACCAAGAUGUACAAGAAUCUCAUCCGGUGGUGCGAGAAACAGGAACUAGGAAGUAAAGAUACUAUGGGAAGUGGGUCAAUGGAAGGAAACUGUAGGUGGCAGAAGGUGAAAGGUUCAGCCGUGGUCUCUGAGGCAGAGGUGUCUAUUAAGGAGGAGCAGCCUUCCCCGACGCUCAACCUAGACUCCUGUUUCGCAGGAAGUGAUAUAGAUUAUGAAUGUAGACGACUUCUAAUGGAACAAUUACAAAGAGAAGCCGUUUUCUCCAAGAGCGAAUGGGACCUAGGUUCAGCUGUAGGUGUGGAACACCAUAUUAGAUUGACAGAUGAUACCCCUUUCAGGGAGAGAUUGAGGAGGCUGGUGCCCGACGACUUUGAGGAUGUUAGGAACCAUCUACAGGGUUUGCUGGAGAAUAAUACCGCAGGACAAGAGGGGAGCUCGUUUACUCAAGAAAACAAACAUGAAAAGGCUCUGGAUUAUUUUUCCCUGGCUGUUAUAGCCAGUCACAAUAACCCCAAAUACCUCCGCCAGCGUGCCAUGUGCCUCUCCUGCCUUGGAGAUUACCAAAGUGCCAUUACAGAUAUGGAUAAAGCAAUCCAAAGGCACAGCGCUAAUGACCUCAAGACACAAGUAGAAGACUUUUGCUGUAAAGGCCAGCUACUGCUGUCGGCACCAGAUGAAGAAGCCGCUUGUAGGCAAUAUAUGAAGGCUGUGAGCCUGGAUAGCACAUUGGCCUUGGCAGCCAUUAGCAAUGCCCCGGGAAAACUCAGACUCUCAGAAAUAUUCAGUCACUUCGCACAUAAAUGUUUUGAGCAGAAAUUGUUGGAAGAGUCAUGGAAACUGACUGAAUGCGGACUGCUUAUUAAUGAGAACAACCAAGAGCUGAAGAGACUAAAAUCCAAGAUAAAAAGGGAAGCCUCUGGGUGUAUUGUUCAUUAAUGUAAAGAUAAUACAGAACCAGUUACACCUCAUAUGCCUUUAUCAAGUGACGAGUAUCAUGCCAGGCUGCCACGCACCAUCAUUGCCCAGGAUAUGCCCCUAGUCAGCUCUCACGAGCAGGGCCCUCUUCCCUCAUGUGCUUAUCCUUUCUUACUUUAAUAAUCUUCAACUGCAUCAACUCCAGCAGUCUUCUGCCACCUGAUACUUAUUCCAGUGUCAUCUGCUGAUGUAACUAUGUUUAUUUACCCUGUACUUGUCCUAUACUGUCAUCAACUGUAAGUUGCUGUUUUCCUGUUUUGAUUAUUCAUGUACUCUGUAAUUGGGCGCUGCGGAACCCUUGUGGCGUCAUAUAAAUAAAGGAUAAUAAUAAUAAUAAUAAUAGUCUAAUGACCACACCCACAGUGCUCUGGCCACACUCCAAUAUAUUAGGCUAUGUUAGAAAGCAGCUCAUGACUAGCACUGGAAAGCUAGACUGCUGGGUGUGAUGCGUUGAUUCUGCAACAGUUCUUCACUUCAUUGAAAUGUUAUUACUUGUCAAAUGUCAAAUACCCACUCCAUUGUAUUUAAGGAGCUAUGGUAAUUAUUAAAUGUUGAGUGUUUUAUUUAAUUUGUUAGGAAAUGUAUCAGAUAUGUAAAACGUAUGUCAGCUACAAACACGCAGGGUGUAUUUUACCUGACUUAUAUCUAAUAUACUUUAUGAAACCCAUCAAUACCUUUUUUGGGCAAAUAAAGUACAACAUGUUUGGGA
Messenger RNA from Pseudophryne corroboree (corroboree frog), 4510 nucleotides. RefSeq names its product tetratricopeptide repeat domain 34 (gene TTC34). Gene Ontology annotation, molecular function: protein binding. The transcript is spliced from 10 exons. Bases 217 to 3762 code for a protein of 1181 amino acids. The record is from RefSeq and is a predicted model, not a curated record. NCBI's taxonomy places the organism in Eukaryota, Metazoa, Chordata, Amphibia, Anura, Myobatrachidae.